Molecule: messenger RNA, 1728 nt
Organism: Aspergillus terreus NIH2624
Lineage: Eukaryota; Fungi; Ascomycota; Eurotiomycetes; Eurotiales; Aspergillaceae
Product: DNA damage response protein RcaA
Exons: 5
Coding region: 1-1728 (575 amino acids)
Biological process (GO): mitotic G2 DNA damage checkpoint signaling; double-strand break repair via homologous recombination
Cellular component (GO): Mre11 complex
Molecular function (GO): damaged DNA binding
Source: RefSeq, a predicted model, not a curated record
AUGGCGUCACACAUCUACACCAAAUCCGAGCUCAUCUUGAGCGAUCAAGGCUCCAAAUACGGAACAAAUGUUGACGGGGAGGUUGUCAAGGGCGAUAGCGUGCGCUUGACGGAGGAUGAGCACACGAUCAAGCUGGGAAAUUGCAAGUCUGCGCUGAGGAUCAAAUGGGAACCGACUGUAUUAACCUUCUCCUUCUCAUCGAAAGAACUCAAAGCGAAAGAUCCCCUCGCAAGCGUCCGCUCCCGCCUCGAAGACUUGGAUAUCAAGACGAUUGUCCCGUACGUCAUCGGACAUACGACCCACGUUGUCCAGAACAAGCGCAACACUGCCAAAGGGCUACAGGCGCUGGUGAAUGGUAAACAUAUCGUCCACGAGUCGUAUCUCGAUGCAUUGGUAUACGCUGCGACGCCGAGUGAUCUGGAAAACCUAGAGUCCCUAUCCCCACUCGAGGAGGAUUUCGAGGCUGCAUGGCCUGACCCCCGAGAGCAUCUCCCACCACCGGGAAAGGAAGUUGUGCAGCGACCGGCCGAAGCGUUCGCCCCGAAUCCGGACCGAAUCACUGUCUUUGAAGGAUAUACUUUUGUCUUUGGAGAUGCUGCGCAGUGUGAUAAUUUACGGGAGCCCAUCACCAAUGGCCAUGGAAAGGUGUUACUCUAUCAGAUCGAAAACGGGGUCACUACGGCGGAUGAGAUUGUACAGUUCAUGCGAAACGCGGCGGGGGACAAAGGUCUGGGCAGCCAACGUGAGGGACCGGGAGGAGUAGUUUACGUGCGGUAUCGCGCGAAAGGGCGAUACGAGGAUUGGUCAAUCGAGUUGAGCACACAGAUUGCGCGCGAGACGAAUCAGCGGGUGAUCGAGCAGAGCGAAUUCCUUGAUGCGAUCUUGGGAUGCGAUGCGUCUCCAUUGUGUCGCUCUCUUCCUGAAGAGGAAUCGCCGCAGGAGGCGGAUGCGGGACAACCAUCACGGUUAACCGAGUCGGUGACGCCGGCGCCCAGUGCUGAUGGGGAGAUGGUGGCUGAUUUGCAGCCGUCGCAGGAAAUGACGCAGCAUCCCGAGCCAAAGCUAAAGAUCCGCGGUUGGACAUCAAUGCCAUCCCAAGCUUUUGAGCCCGCCGAGGAUGGAGGGAAUGCCGCGUCGCCACCACCGAUGGAACUCGGGGUGCUGGAGGCGGCGCGACAACAUCGGGAAGCAGAAGAGGAUGCCGAACGACAGCGACGAGAAGAGGAGGAAGCGGAGUUACAAAGUUCGCUGCGAGAGGUGGAGAAGCUUAAGGGCCUGGCGAUUGUGGAGGAGAUGGAGAUCAAACCUCGACAUCACGACGUCGAGGAGAGUCGAUGGGACGAGCGAUGGAAUGGACGCAAGAAUUUCAAAAAGUUCCGCCGGCGGGACGAUGCGAACCGUCCACGCCAUCGCAUUCAGACAGUGAUUGUGCCUCUGGAAGAGGUGACGCGAAAGGGACAGGGGAUGAGCGACCAGCGUUGGAGUGGUAGUUCAAGAGAGGAACCGUCCGAUGAACGAGAUCCUGGGGGAGCUCGAUCGCCCUCGCGAGUGUCUUUAUCUCGGUCCGGAUCUCGGGUGGAAUCGCAAGCGCCGUCGCAGUCGCAAUCCCAGUCGCAAGUGUCCCGCAGCGUGUCUCGCACGGCGUCUGUGCGGCAAAAGCGAGGGCGCGACGAGCGAGAAUCCGACAGUGACGAUGAGCUGCGAUUCCGAUUCCGACGGCGGCGAUAG